Cyprinus carpio (common carp) is the source of this 2979-nucleotide messenger RNA. RefSeq lists its product as uncharacterized. Gene Ontology annotation, biological process: protein targeting to membrane. NCBI's taxonomy places the organism in Eukaryota, Metazoa, Chordata, Actinopteri, Cypriniformes, Cyprinidae. The record is from RefSeq and is a predicted model, not a curated record. Gene Ontology annotation, cellular component: cytoplasm; nascent polypeptide-associated complex.
CUCGCUGUCAGCAAGAGCGAAAGCAACUUCCUGUUGGGGCCGGAAGCAGAGCCGUGACAUCAGCGCGACGCGGAGGUCAGAAGCCCUCUCUUACAGCCAUCUUGGAUCCUGUACCCUGAACAAUCCAGAAUGCCAGGCGAAGCCACAGAAACUGUCCCUGUUACAGAGCAGGAGAUGCAGCAGCCCCAGGCUGAGACGGCCACACCUGCUGCUGCGGCUCCUGCUCCCUCUCAGGCAAAGCCUAAAGAGGGCAAAACUAACCCCAAGCUGUCUUCUCCUCACACCACCGCUCCUAAGCCAGUUCCUGCUGGACGCAGGAAACGCUCCUCUCUUUCUGCCUCUUCAAGCUCCCCUACCUCUCCUAAAUCUGCCUCUGGCCCUCGUGCUGGCCCUCCCUGCUCCCCUUUGGCCUCUCCUCCAGCUGACUGUCCUUUAGCUGUGAAAACUGAGCAGACUGCUCCCAAGGUGGUAAAGGCUGGCAAACAAGGGAAGCAACAGAAAGCAAAGAAUUUUAAACCUGUUGAACCUGAGCAAGCACCUCCCUCUGCCUCUAAGCCUGCUCAGGAGCCUGCAGCAGUUGCAGCUCUGCCGUCUCUUGCUAUACCAGAACCAGAGGUAGCAAAAUCAGCAGGAGUUGGAAAUGCUUCCCCUGUCUCUCCCAAAGUUGCUGUGGCUCCUGUUGCCUUUAAAGUAACUUCUAAAUCUGCUGCCCCAGCACCAAAGUCAUUUACAGAAGCUGUGGCCGCCAGUCCAACCAAAGUGGCUGAAGCCCCCAAGGUUGUCCCUGAAGCUCCAAAAUUAGCAACCCCUGCUGUUUCAGAAGCCAAGACUCCUUUGCCUUCAAAAGCAGCUGCUAAGCCUGGCCCUGCCAAAGUGCCAAAUGUGAACCCAGCCACUGCUGCUCCCCCAAAACCUGCUCCUGCAGAAUUUGAGGAUGAUGAUCUCCCACCUCUCUUACCACCUGAGAAUCCUUUUACAAUGUCUGAUUUUCCCCCUAUGCCACCUAGUACAAUUCCCGUAGUUACCCCAACUGCUCCUAAAGCAGAACCUGUCUCUACCAGUAAAGCUGAAUCUGCCCCUAAAGCAAAGGCUGCUCCCAAAGCUAAGCCAGCUCCUAAGGCUGAACAGAAAGCAGCACCUGCCCCAAAAUUUGAGGCUGCACCGAAAAUUGACCCUACUCCUGCCCCUAAAAUUGCAGUCACUUCUGUCCCUAAAACUGAGGCUGCUCCUACACCUAAAGAAAAGCCUUCCCCUAGCCCUAAAGCUGAGCCUGUUUCUGCCACUAAGGUUGAGGCUGCCCCUAAAGCUGAGUCUGCUCCUGCCGUUAAAGUUAAACCUGUGGCUGCUCCCAAAGCUGAGGCUGCUCCUGCACCUAAAGUUAAGUCUGCUCCUAGCCCUAAAGCUGAGCCUGUUCCCGCCCCUAAGGUUGAUGCUGCCCCUAAAGCUGACUCUGCUCCUACCUCUAAAGUUGAGGCUGCUCCUGCCACUAAAGUAAAGCCUGUUGCUGCUCCUAAAGCUGAGGCUGUUCCUGCCCUUAAAGUUGAGCCUGAGCCUAAAGUUAAGCCUGCUCCUGCCCCUAAAGCUGAGUCUGCCCCUGCUUCUAAAGCUGAGGCUGCUGCUGCACCUAAAGUUAAGUCUGCUCCUAGCUCUAAAGCUGAGCCUGUUCCUGCCCCCAAGGGUGAGGUUGCCCCUAAAGUUAAGCCUACUCCAGCCCCUAAAGCUGAGUCUGCUCCUGCACCUAAAGUUAAGUCUGCUCCUAGCCCUAAAGUUGAGUCUGUUCCUGCCCCUAAGGUUGAAGCUGACUCUGCUCCUACCUCUAAAGUUGAGGCUGCUCCUGCCGCUAAAGUUAAGCCUGUUGCUGCUCCUAAAGCUGAGGUGGCGGCUUCUAAUGUGGAGCCUGUUCCUGCCCCCAAAGUUGAGCCUGCCCCUAAAGUUAAGCCUGCCUCUGCUGCUAAAGCUGAGGCUGCUCCUGCCCCUAAAGGCAAGCCUACCCCGAAAGCUGAGGCUGCUGCUCCUAAAGUUGAGGCUGCUUUUGCUAAUGUUGAGUCUUCUGCCACUAAAGUUGAGGAUGCUCCUAAUGUUAAGCCUGUUCCUGCAUCUAAAGUUAAGUCUGCUCCGGCCCCUAAAGUUAAGCCUACCCCUGCUCCUAAAGUUGAGGCUUCUGCCCCUAAAGUUGAGGCUGCCCCUACCCCUAAAGCUGAACCUGUCCUUGUCACUAAAGUUGAGCCUGCCCCUGUUUCCAAACCUGUUAAAGCCCCAUCCAUACUGGAGCCAGUCAUCAAGAACGACGAGGGGUCUGGCACUGAAUCUGACAGUGACGAAUCUGUUCCUGACCUGGAGGAGCAGGACUCCGCACAGACACAAACACAGCAGGCACAGCUUGCAGCUGCAGCUGAAAUCGACGAGGAACCAGUCAGCAAAGCAAAACAAAGCAGGAGUGAAAAGAAAGCCAGGAAGGCCAUGUCAAAACUGGGAUUGAGACAAGUUGCUGGUGUUACCAGAGUAACCAUUCGCAAGUCCAAGAACAUCCUCUUUGUCAUCACCAAACCAGAUGUCUACAAAAGUCCAGCUUCAGAUACUUACAUUGUCUUCGGUGAGGCCAAGAUUGAAGAUCUGUCCCAGCAAGCUCAGUUAGCAGCCGCAGAGAAGUUCAAGGUUCAAGGAGAAGCCGUUUCAAACAUCCAAGAAAACACACAGACGCCCACAGUACAGGAGGAGAGCGAAGAGGAAGAGGUUGAUGAGACGGGAGUGGAGGUCAAGGACAUUGAGCUGGUCAUGUCACAGGCCAAUGUAUCCAGGGCAAAGGCUGUGCGUGCACUGAAGAAUAACAAUAAUGACAUAGUCAAUGCUAUUAUGGAAUUGACGAUGUAGAUGGAGAUCAGGGACUGGGUCACAUUAAGAUGUUGCUGAUUUGAUCUACACUAUUGUUUGUACAAUUUAUACCCAAGAGAAAUAAAGGCGUGGCUUGAUGAAAUUAUA